Molecule: messenger RNA, 918 nt
Organism: Sorghum bicolor (sorghum)
Lineage: Eukaryota; Viridiplantae; Streptophyta; Magnoliopsida; Poales; Poaceae
Exons: 2
Coding region: 365-595 (76 amino acids)
Biological process (GO): mitochondrial respiratory chain complex IV assembly
Cellular component (GO): mitochondrion
Source: RefSeq, a predicted model, not a curated record
UUUUUUUUGCCCGAAAUAACCGGAUUUUCUUUGGCAUGGUCGACUCCCCGCAAACGCACUCAGGUCCCCUCGUCAUCUCCAUCGCGGCCAGGACAACCUCCGCCGCCGCCGCUCGGCUGCUCUCCGCCGGCGCCCCUUACUCUUUCUCCUCCUCUCCAGUCGCUCCAUCCCCCCGCGACCCUUCCUCCUCGCCGUCGCGGCCGCGCGUCCCGUGCUCCGCCUCGCCGUCGCCGCCGCCGCCGCCGCCCAAGGAAAGAGAGACAGGGAGGGGGAGGAACCAACGGUGGCGUGGUGAGGAGGGAAUCAAGCGGAGUAAGUAAGGAAGGGAGUGGGGCUGCGGUCACCGGGCCGUCGCCGGACUGCCAUGUCGUCUCUGGGGACGUCCAAGGGGAUCCUGGAGAUCGCCAAGUUCGGCGUCUACGUCUCCGUGCCCGUCGCGCUUACCUACCUCGUCGCCACCGACUCCAAGACCCUCAAGAAGCUCAUGGGCCUCCGUCCUUAUGUGGUUUAUCCGCCUGAAGGCCCACGCCCUCCACCACCAGAAGAACUGCGUGAAAGGGCACGGGAGAUUGCUCGGAAGAGGCAGCAGAGUUGAAUGGAUGGUGAUUUCUCUAGGCAUCUGUGUCCAGGGAAAAAGAUGAUGGAUCCAUCUCGUAAGAACUUGCAUAACUUCGACAUGUUACUCUGGUUGUUGGUAUGGAAGUGGAACAGCCCUGGUCUUUAACAACCUUUUACUCCUGUGUUACAAUAAAAUCCACAGGAGGAUUGUUGCCAUGCCUGAUGUUUUGAGCCGUGAGAUACUGAAAAGUGAGAAUCAAUUUGAUGUAUUUCUUUUUGGGAGCCAGGUCAUAUGGUCCGCUUGACUUCCAACUGUGUUGUUGAAAUGGUGAAGAAUAAAAGGAAGUUUUUCUUUUUUCA